Molecule: messenger RNA, 1570 nt
Organism: Phragmites australis (common reed)
Lineage: Eukaryota; Viridiplantae; Streptophyta; Magnoliopsida; Poales; Poaceae
Product: mitochondrial arginine transporter BAC1
Exons: 9
Coding region: 379-1299 (306 amino acids)
Biological process (GO): mitochondrial L-ornithine transmembrane transport
Molecular function (GO): L-ornithine transmembrane transporter activity
Source: RefSeq, a predicted model, not a curated record
GCAAGCCAGCCAACUGUACGCACACCUAAACCUAGCCGCCACCUAUCCUCCGACCUAAUCGAUGCAUCGCCGCUGUUGCAUCGAUCCAAAUCCCCUCGCCCGAAGCCAUUCUUUCCCAUGCUUCUGCCCACCACGACGGCCGCCACCAAUUCCACCGCCGCUCGUGGUCUACGGCUCCACUUCUUUGCCUCCAACACCAAUCGAAGAUUUUUUGUUAUCGUAGGCAAUGUGCAGUACUGCUUUGUUCCUUUUACCGUUGCUUUGUGAUUUCAUCGCCUUGCAACAAACGUGCUCAAAUUGACGUUACUCGGCCCACUCAAAAGAAAAAAAAAGUUGAAGCCACUCUGCGGGUCGUUGCUUGCGCCCCCUGUUCUUCAGAUGGCCGUAAUGGGCGACGCUGUCAAGGAGUACGCCGCUGGAUCCGCUGCCGGCGUCGCUCAGGUCAUAGUCGGCCACCCGUUCGACACCGUCAAGGUCAAAAUGCAAGCUCACAAUACCAGAGCUCACGGAAAGGUGUACAAGAAUGCAUUCCACUGCACCAGUAGGAUACUGCUUGAUGAAGGAAUAAGAGGGUUGUACAAAGGUGCUUCAUCUUCAUUUAUUGGUAUAGCAGUUGAAAGCUCCCUUUUCUUUGGCACAUAUUGCCAAGCCAAACAAUUAUUACAGGGAAAAUCUGAGAAUGGUAGACCGCAGCUACAGGUAAUUAUUCCUUCUGCUGCAUGUAGUGGAGCCCUGAUUAGCUGCAUCCUCACUCCGACUGAGCUGACUAAGUGCAGAAUGCAAGUUCAAGGGAAGGAUGCAAUGCAUGCUGCUAGAUACUUGAGCCCUCUAGAUUGUGCUGUGAAAACAUUGGGAAGUGAAGGGCUUAGGGGUAUAUUUCGUGGUGGUUUGGCAACGUUGUUCAGAGAGGCGAUUGGUAACUCUGUCUUCUUCUGCACUUACGAGUACAGUCGAUAUCGGAUGCACAGCUAUUUGGAUUCUCCGCGGUUUGCUGGUAGUAAUCAUUUCAUUCUGGCAAAAGAUAUUGGGAUAGGGAUCAUGAGUGGUGGCAUUAGUGGAAUGGCGUUCUGGACAGCUACCCUACCGCUGGAUGUUGCAAAAACUAUUAUUCAGACUGAUCCUGACCCUCAUUUGAGCCGAAACCCCUUUCAAAUUUUAAGCAUGAUAUAUAAGAGAGCUGGUAUGGGUGGCUGUUAUGCUGGUCUUGGACCAACGCUAGCAAGAGCAUUCCCUGCCAAUGCAGCCGCAAUUGUUGCUUGGGAGUACAGUGCUAAGAUUCUUGGUAUAAAUCGGGGCUAGUAUUUAGUUUUUUUUUACCUCCAGGUACUUCUACUUCUCCCAGAAUUGGACUGGGACAUACAGCGAAUGAAACACUUCCUUUUCAUGAAGCAGAUUUUUCUUCCCCAUGAUGAAAACGAGGCUAUUUUCAUGCAGAAGGCUUACCAAGAAUUCAAUGUGUUUGUAAACUCGGCAGCAUCUCUAUUGGGUCUUUCUGCUUAAUUGAGAUUGCAUCAAAUAACGGGAAAUGGUGGUCCAUGUAAUAAAUGGAGCAAGGCUAAUUAUCUCGAUC